Messenger RNA from Tetrahymena thermophila SB210, 702 nucleotides. RefSeq names its product phospholipase/carboxylesterase family protein. The transcript has a single exon. NCBI's taxonomy places the organism in Eukaryota, Ciliophora, Oligohymenophorea, Hymenostomatida, Tetrahymenidae. Gene Ontology annotation, cellular component: cytoplasm. Gene Ontology annotation, biological process: protein depalmitoylation. The record is from RefSeq and is a predicted model, not a curated record. Gene Ontology annotation, molecular function: carboxylic ester hydrolase activity; palmitoyl-(protein) hydrolase activity.
AUGUUCGGAGGUAUUAAUAAAUACAAAGUUGAAAAAAAGGGCGAUGAUAUUUAUUUGAUCCCUAAAGGAUAGCACACCCAUACUUUAGUUUGGAUGCAUGGUUUGGGUGACACAGCCGAGGGAUAUUUGGACUUUUUUGGUGAAAGCUCAUCUCCAACACCUGAUAAUAUGAAAAUAGUACUUUUAACUGCUCCUACUCGUAAAGUAACAAUCAACAUGGGCAUGUAAAUGCCUUCAUGGUUUGACUUCAAGGCUUUCCAAGUCAAUGAGUAAAACUUCCAUCAAGCAAUAGGUGUAGAAGAAGCAAACGAGUCAGCCUAAAGAAUCUAAUAAGUUCUCAAUGAAGAAAUCGCUAAGCUUAAUGGAGAUUCAAAGAAAGUCUUUUUAGGGGGCUUCAGUUAAGGUGGAUGCAUGACUUUGAGAGCUGGCCUUACAUUUGAUAAGCCUCUAGGAGGAUUGAUUGUUUAUUCAGGCUUUUUAUUCCCCACAAUAGUAGAUCAUGAAAGUAAUAAAAACACUGAAAUCUUAAUCAGUCAUGGUGAGUAAGACCCCCUUUUACCAUGGGCUCAAUCCAAGUAAAGUUACACAAAGUUAAACGAAUAAACCCACAAAGUGCGCUGGGAAAUCAUUAAGAAUUUGUAACAUACUUUCAACGAGAGAAGUUUGAUUGUUUUCUAAGAAUUUGUUAAAGCUCACUUGUGA